Peronospora matthiolae is the source of this 240-nucleotide messenger RNA. Lineage: Eukaryota; Oomycota; Peronosporomycetes; Peronosporales; Peronosporaceae. The record is from the annotation of a GenBank genome assembly.
AUGUCGUCGAUCACGUUUUCGAAAGAGACCCUGUCAACUAUGGAGAGCAGUGCAGAGCAAGAAGAGAAAAGAAUGGUAAAAUCAAAGCGUGAGGAGCUGGACGCGCUUGAAAAGAGCGAAGUGUGGCGCUUGGCGCUCCGAUCAAGCAACAGCAACGUUUUCCACAGCAAAUGGGUCUUCAAGACCAAGACGACCACCGAUAUAAACUUGGAAAGGCACAAAGCGCUCCUCGUUGCCUGA